AUGUACGUCGGCGCCGUGUGGGACCAGUGGAUGUGCGACAGGCAGGCGGAGCACAUCGAGAGGUUCACCGCGCUGCGCAAGGCGGAGGCGAAGGGGACGCUGAGUAAGAAAGCGCUAAGAAAGCUUCAGUACAAGCAAGCAAACUCGUACCGCCGCAAGACGAAGAAGACCCUUCACUUCGUCCUUACGCGCACGCCAGAAGACUUUCCAACCCCUCACAUCGGCGAAUGGCUGGAACUCGUCGGGCACGGGCUGACUGGGCAGUACCUAGACCUCCUCG
Molecule: messenger RNA, 280 nt
Organism: Jaminaea rosea
Lineage: Eukaryota; Fungi; Basidiomycota; Exobasidiomycetes; Microstromatales
Exons: 2
Source: RefSeq, a predicted model, not a curated record